AUGAAUAACAACAAUACCUCAUAUGGCCGAACGCUUGACAACAAUACCUCACGUUGCCAAACGAAAGACAACAAAACCUCACACCGCCAAACGCUUGACAGCAACACCUUUAUAGCCAAACGCUUGCCAACAACACAUCACAUGGCCAAACACCCGACAACAACACCUCACAUGGUCAAACGAACGUCAACAACACCUCACAUGGCCAAACACUCAACAACAACACCUCACAUGGCCAAACACUCGACAACAACACCUCACAUGGCCAAACGCUCGACAACAAAACCUCACAUUGCCGAACGCUCAACAACAACACCUCACAUGGCCAAACACUCGACAACAACACCUCACAUGGUCAAACACUCGACAACAACACCUCACAUGGCCAAACACUCGACAAUAACGCCUCACAUGGCCAAACACUCGACAACAACACCUCACAUGGUCAAACGAACGUCAACAACACCUCACAUUGCCGAACGCUCAACAACAACACAUCACAUGGCCAAACACCCGACAACAACACAUCAACUGGCCAAACGAACGACAACAACACCUCACAUGGCCAAACACUCGACAACAACACAUCACAUGGCCAAACACCCGACAACAACGCCUCACAUGGCCAAACGAACGACAACAAUACCUCACAUGGCCAAACACCCGACAACAACGCCUCACAUUGCCGAACGCUCAACAACAACACCUCACAUGGUCAAACACCCGACAACAACACCUCACAUGGCCAAACGAACGACAGCAAUACCUCACAUGGCCAAACACCCGACAACAACACAUCACAUGGCCAAACGAACGACAACAACACCUCACAUGGCCAAACGAACGACAACAACACAUCACAUGGCCAAACGAACGACAACAACACCUCACAUGGCCAAACGAACGACAACAACACCUUACAUGGCCAAACACCCGACAACAACACCUCACAUGGUCAAACACUCGACAACAACACCUAACAUGGCCAAACACUCAACAACAACACCUUACAUGGCAAAACACUCAACAACAACACCUCACAUGGCCAAACACUCAACAACACCUCACAUGUCCAAACACUCGACAACACCUCACAUGUCCAAACACUCAACAACAACACCUCACAUGGCAAAACACCCGACAAUAACACAUCACAUGGCCAAACGAACGACAACAACACCUCACAUGGUCAAACACUCGACAACAACACCUAACAUGGCCAAACACCCGACAACAACACAUCACAUGGUCAAACACUCGACAACAACACCUCACAUGGCCAAACGCUAA
Molecule: messenger RNA, 1290 nt
Organism: Pecten maximus
Lineage: Eukaryota; Metazoa; Mollusca; Bivalvia; Pectinida; Pectinidae
Product: soluble scavenger receptor cysteine-rich domain-containing protein SSC5D-like
Exons: 1
Coding region: 1-1290 (429 amino acids)
Source: RefSeq, a predicted model, not a curated record